Hyaloperonospora brassicae is the source of this 582-nucleotide messenger RNA. Lineage: Eukaryota; Oomycota; Peronosporomycetes; Peronosporales; Peronosporaceae. The record is from the annotation of a GenBank genome assembly.
AUGGCGAGUUGCAAACCUGUGCUGACGUUCGUGACUGGCAACAGCAACAAGCUCAAGGAGGUUGUAGCCAUCCUGGGCACUGACUUUCCGUUCGAGCUGCGCAAUCAGGCCGUGGAUCUGCCCGAGCUGCAAGGCGAACCAGCUGACAUUGCCAGGGAGAAGUGCCGCCUCGCGACCAAACAGGUGCAGGGCGCGGUGUUGGUAGAGGACACGUCGCUUUGUUUCAAUGCGCUCGGGGGCCUGCCCGGGCCUUACAUCAAGUGGUUCCUCGAGAAGACAGGUCACGACGGGCUGAACAACAUGCUCAUUGCGUACGAGGACAAGUCUGCGUACGCCCAGUGCAUCUUUGCCUACGCGUCGGCAGGCGCCGAGCCGCAAGUGUUUAUUGGUCAGACCCAUGGCACAAUUGUGCCUGCUCGCGGUCCGACCACGUUUGGAUGGGACCCAGUGUUCCAGCCUGACGGAUUCGACAAGACGUACGCUGAAAUGGACAAGCACACGAAGAACCAGAUCUCGCACCGCUACAAGGCGCUCGAAGCAUUUCGAGCUCACGUCAUUGAGCCAACUCCUGAUGACAAGUGA